Hibiscus syriacus is the source of this 627-nucleotide messenger RNA. Its product is annotated as two-component response regulator-like APRR1. Lineage: Eukaryota; Viridiplantae; Streptophyta; Magnoliopsida; Malvales; Malvaceae. Gene Ontology annotation, molecular function: protein binding. The coding region runs from base 1 to 627 and encodes 208 amino acids. The transcript has a single exon. The record is from RefSeq and is a predicted model, not a curated record.
AUGAAGAGUAAGCUGAAUAUGAGUGGCUCGUCGGCCUUCUUUACUUAUGUGAAGUCGAUUGCAGUGAUGAAGGGUGCUCAAGUGACAGACCCGAAUGAUAAAGAUGCUGCUAAAAGCAAGACUAUUGAAGGAAAUCCUAAGUUUUCUGAUCAAAAUGUGAUUAAUGAUGCUCAAGUAUGUGAGAAUGGAUGCACAUGGGAGAAGUAUUGUUGGGGAAAUCAAAUACCGAUGCCAUCAUCACCAUCCGGUCCAUUUCAGAACAACCACCCCGACCAUCGAAAUCGUGCUAGUUUCUUGCCUGAACCGCGCUACAAUCAUCUUCAACAAUGUCAUUCCCAUCCUCAUGCAAGUACUGGGAUGGGGGCAUCAUUUCCGUACUACCAGGUUGAUAGAAGAGAGGCAGCAUUGAUCAAAUUCAGGCAGAAAAAGGAAAGUGCGUUGCUUCGAUAUGCUAAUCGGAAAUCGCUAGCCGAAACGCGAACUCGCGUGAAAGGAAAAUUUACGAGGAAUGUAAAUAAUAUGACGAUCGAUCUCAACGGCCAACCUGCUUCUGCGGAUGAAGAAACCGAGGAGGCAGCAGCAUCAAAGGAUUCUUCUCAUCAAGAUGGUUUUUCAACAAAAAGUUAG